ACUGCAUGUGUGUCUGCCCUGAUCUCAUUAUUUGUCAUUCAGGCUUUAAGGAGCAUGUUGCUUGUGGCUACGCUGCAGUUCAUCAGAAUGACUGUGACUAUUUUAAUCUUUCUACUCAUGAUUCAUGGGGUUUCUAGUGCUGAUUGGGGUGUGAGUUACAGACAUUCACACAUCUGUGCACUAAAAAACUCAUCAGUGAUAAUGAGCUGUACUUAUAAAUACCCCGCUAAAUAUAAAAUCAAUAAAGCAUUCUGGACCAAAACACUUGUUAAAGAUAAACAUGAGGAGAUUCCAGAUCUCUCUGAGGAUCCUAAAUACAGUCAGAGGCUUCAGUAUCUGGGAGAUAAAAAGCAGAACUGCACCAUCAGACUGAGUCAUGUGACACAGAAAGAUUCACACAUGUACUAUUUCAGAUUCAUCACUGAUAAACCUGUUAUAAAAUGGCUUGGUACUCCAGGAGUGACUCUUACUGUCACAGAUCUUCAGGUGGAGUCUCCUGAGAGAGUGACAGAGGGAGAUUCAGUCCGUCUGACAUGUAAAAGCAGCUGCACUCUGACUGACAGAGCAACAUUCAUCUGGUACAGAAACUCACAGCCAUUAACUGAGAGAAGAGACAGAAACAAUGAACUCCUGCUGCAGUCAGUCAGAAGAGAGGAUGCAGGCAGAUAUAGCUGUGCUCUACAUGGACACACUUACAUCUCUCCUGCUGUUCAUCUCAAUGUCACGUAUGCACCUAAAAGCGUCUCAGUGUCCAUCAGUCCAUCUGGUGAAAUAAUGGAAGGUGAUUCAGUGACUCUGAUCUGCAGCAGUGAUUCAAACCCACCUGCAAAAAUCAGCUGGUUUAAAGGAAGAACAUUUAUAGGUUCUGGAAGAAUCUACAUCAUCUCAAAGAUCAGAUCUGUUCACAGUGGAAAAUACAAGUGCAAGUCCAUCAGUACACAUGGAGAACAAUACUCUCAUGCUGUGACUUUAAAUGUCAUGUACCCUCCAAAGAGUGUCUCAGUGUCCAUACUGUCUGGAUUUGCUGAAAUAGUGGAAGGUGAUUCAGUGACUCUGAUCUGCAGCAGUGAUUCAAACCCACCUGCUCUGAACUUCAGCUGGUUUAAGGAGAAUCAAAGCUCAUCUGUUGGAUCUGGACAGAGUUUCAGUGCACUACAGAGUGGACGCUUCUACUGUGAGGCUCACAAUCAACAUGGAUCUCAGAGAUCAGACGCUGUUACUGUCACUGUUAAAGUACUACAUUGGAAGAUGUCUCAUACAGCCAUUGUAGUAACACUUUGUGGAAUUGUAACUGCUGUCCUCAUUGCAUUACUUACCUGCUGUGUGAACAGGAAGAAACUGCAGUCCAAGUCUCUCACAAACAGUUCUGAUGACUUGAGCGUAAUAUUUGAUCCUAAGCUGUUCUCAUAUGUCUAUGAGAAUGUGACGGCUGUUCAUCCUUGCACUAGCACUCCUGCUUCAAAAACGAUCGUCCCUCUAUAUGAGAAUGUUACAGUUUAUGAGAAUCUUAGAACUAACAGGAAUGUGAUGUAGUGGACGAUGACACACACCAAAACAUUUACGGCCUUUAUGCAUCUCUUUGUGGGUGGAGCCUUGAAUGAUUGACAGGAGGAGUGUCCAAUGAUGCUUUACUGAGUAUUUUUAAAGGGGUGCUAUUAUGCUUUUACAUUUUUUGAAUAUUAGUCAGUGUGUGGUGUGUAUCUUUGGGCAUAAAAAAAGAUCAAAGUUACAAAUCUCAAAGUCCACUCCAAAAGGAGAUAUUUUGUUUUUUAAAAAUCCCUUUUCAAGAAUUACAACGAACGGUUCCUUUGGGCUACAGCGUUUGUUUUCUGCAUGAAAUGACGUCACAACACGGUCCAUUAGAAUAUCAUCCAAUUAAAUCCCGCCUACGGAAAUACAAAUUGUUGGGGGGUGGGUUGGGACG
This is a messenger RNA of Labeo rohita (rohu), 1924 nucleotides long. Its product is annotated as sialoadhesin. The coding region runs from base 55 to 1533 and encodes 492 amino acids. The transcript has 11 exons. Lineage: Eukaryota; Metazoa; Chordata; Actinopteri; Cypriniformes; Cyprinidae. The record is from RefSeq and is a predicted model, not a curated record.